ACUCCUGAGCCUCUUCAGCCGUGAUCGCAUUGUCAACUAUAAUCCGACCCCGAUGGAUUCUUGCGAUGCUCAUGGCUUGGAGGGACAAUUGUUGGAAUGGCGCUGGCAGAUGAUGAAAGACGUCUGCAGAGGAGGCGCAGAUUCUGGCCAAUCAGAGGAGCCGUAGCUUGGAUUGGAUAUCCGGAGCGACGACGACAAAUCCACCACCGCGCGUCCUUCAUCCGUAUCUUCCACCAACCUAUGUUCUCUACCGCUUCAAUUGCCUCAAGGUUCAUAAUCCCUAUACCCAAUCCCUAGAAAUAAUCCCUAGAAACAAUCCCUAUAAACAGCCUCUAAACCCCUCUCCCCCAGAAUCCCCCCUCCAACCCCACCUCUACCUCCCUAUACCUCUCACCACCAUAACAACCAUGGGCAACUGCUUCGGCAAGCCCUCCACCAAAUCCUCCCCCUUCCAAGGCUCUGCUCGCACCGUCGGCAGCGCCAACCCCCCCGCCCGCCCCGCCCAAGGCAGCAGCACCGCCACCAACCCCCAGAAAGCAGCGCCGCCGAUCAAGCCGGAGACCGGACGGACGUUGGGGGGCGGGACGAGGGACGUGGAGGAUCCGAAGGCCGCGGCGGCAAGAGCGGCAGAGAGCCGCGCGCAGAAACCCACGCCGUCGAACAAGCUCGCACUGCAGCUCAAGACACAGCAGAAUCGGACGAGGACGGAGAUAUUGAAGGAGGCGAGCGAGGAGAAUCAGCGGCAGAAGGAGGUGGAUGCGGGGGCGACUGUGAGGAGGUGGGAUUGA
This is a messenger RNA of Eremomyces bilateralis CBS 781.70, 788 nucleotides long. RefSeq lists its product as uncharacterized. Bases 408 to 788 code for a protein of 126 amino acids. The transcript has 2 exons. Lineage: Eukaryota; Fungi; Ascomycota; Dothideomycetes; Eremomycetales; Eremomycetaceae. The record is from RefSeq and is a predicted model, not a curated record.